Molecule: messenger RNA, 1137 nt
Organism: Penicillium brasilianum
Lineage: Eukaryota; Fungi; Ascomycota; Eurotiomycetes; Eurotiales; Aspergillaceae
Source: the annotation of a GenBank genome assembly
GUCUAAACCAUGGAACGAUGGAUUCGCAACCAAAUCGUACUGCAUUUGCGGCCGCGCCCGCACCUCGAUCAAAAGUGGUGCAUCUGUACCCCAUACCUGAAACAACCAUUUGCGGCUCCCUAGUCUAAGAAUUGCCAUAAUAUAAAACACAGAGCAACACAUAAAAUGAGCUGGAAUCAACGCAGCACUACCGACGUGCGCCAAGGUCCAGCAAUGAGCAAUAAUUCCCACGAUUUCAUACCCGAUCUCACCGGGAAAGUCGCCAUCGUAACGGGUGGGCACACAGGACUUGGCUUCGGCACCAGCAUUGAGCUUGCGAAAUAUGGCGCCCGGGUCUAUAUUGCCAGUCGAUCGGCUACGAAAUUCAACGAUGCGAAGAGGAUUAUUCUUUCUGAAUUCCCUAAGGCAGAUGUACGGUUUCUGACGUUGGACUUGACCAAUUUGGAUAGUGUACAGGCGGCGGCAGAGAAGUUCACCGAGCAGGAAUCAAGUCUACAUUUACUUUUGAAUAAUGCUGGCGUUAUGUGCGUUCCGUACGAGGAGACGGUGGAUGGGUUUGAGAUGCAGAUAGGGGUGAACUAUAUUGGCCACUUCCUUUUCACCAAGCUACUCAUCCCGGUACUCCAGAAGACAGCAGACGUAGGCGGAAAGGGAAGCGUGCGUAUCGUGAACGUGUCUAGCGACGGGCACGCCAAACUCGCACCCAAGGAGGGUAUAAUAUUCACAGAUAUGAACCUAGAGAAUGGGUUCUCUGUCUGGGCCCGAUACGGCCACUCCAAGCUUGCCAACGUACUGCAUGCGAAAGAGCUGGCCAAGAGGUACCCAAACAUUCUUGCGAUAUCUUUGCACCCGGGGACGGUCAAGACGAAUCUAUCUGCUGGGCCGAUAUCCUCAACUCCGUUAUAUCGGUUGAUAAAGCCGCUAGUCGAGCUAGGUGCGCCUGGGCCACGAAAGGGUGCAGCAAACAUCAUCUUUGCCUGUGUGUCACCGAAGCUACGACUGGAGAACGACAAUGGAGCAUAUUUGCUGCCGGUUGGAAAGUUGUCGGCAUGCAGUAAAGCGGGAUCGGAUCCAAAGAUGGCGGAGAAUCUCUGGGAGUGGACGAUGGAGGCUCUCAAAAGUCGAGGGUAUGAAUAA